CUUUCAUAAGGCAAUUGGACUUCUUUGUACGGGUGUUCUUCUUCCUGUUGGCCGGCUUGUAUAUACCCGCACAAUCGCAAUGAACAAGCACCUUCCGCACCUGAGGUGGAGUGCGCUUGUCCAUUUUAUUGUUGUAUUUGACGAUCGCGUAUCCUUCCUUCUUUGCCCAAUUGUUGACGGACUUCAUGCCCUCAUCUACGGAUGCAUGGCGGCCCCAGGGGGGCGGCCGGAGCGGCAUGGCGGUGAGGGUGGUGAUGUAGAGGACGUGGUGUUAAUGCAUUACGAGUGCGCAGUUGAUGUAAAUUCCUUAUUGAGCACAAAUAGUGAGUGGAUAUGAUUGGUGGAACAACAUUAAUACGGGCCGGCGCUAGGCUAGAUGUAGGGGGGGUGGCAGGAAGAGAAAAGGGGGGUGAUGCGGAGAGAAUAGGGGGGUGGUAAUUAAGCUCGUCCU
Messenger RNA from Mytilinidion resinicola, 451 nucleotides. RefSeq lists its product as uncharacterized. The transcript has a single exon. Bases 80 to 337 code for a protein of 85 amino acids. Lineage: Eukaryota; Fungi; Ascomycota; Dothideomycetes; Mytilinidiales; Mytilinidiaceae. The record is from RefSeq and is a predicted model, not a curated record.